Molecule: messenger RNA, 10293 nt
Organism: Ictalurus furcatus (blue catfish)
Lineage: Eukaryota; Metazoa; Chordata; Actinopteri; Siluriformes; Ictaluridae
Product: receptor-type tyrosine-protein phosphatase beta-like
Exons: 41
Coding region: 136-10065 (3309 amino acids)
Biological process (GO): angiogenesis; protein dephosphorylation
Molecular function (GO): cadherin binding; protein tyrosine phosphatase activity
Source: RefSeq, a predicted model, not a curated record
UGCGUGCCUGCGUGUGUGCGUGCGUGUGUGUGUGUGUAAGGAUACACAGCAGUAGAAUAGUAGGAAGCACUGCUCUCUGACUUCUUUCCUCCUCACAGCGCUUUUCCUCCUUCAUUCGUCUGCUGAGCCGUGAACAUGGACACACACUUACACACACUCUUCUUACUAACGCUGCUGAACUUCUCCACAUACAGCGGGUUCCUAAUCAGACACACGAGUAAAGGUGUGUGUGUGACGGUUCAGGGCGGAGUGGUUGUAGUUCUGCGGAUCUGUGAUGUGAAGAACCCAUCUCAGGACUGGACGUGGACUGCGGACAGGAAGCUGAAACACACCCACUCGGCCGUGUGUUUAUGGGUGAACCUGAGUGUGGGCAUGCCCUCUCACGCCCGCCUGGUGAAGACACACCCUUGUAACUCUGCGCCUGCGUGGAAAUGUUAUGAUGAGUUUGGGACCUUCGGGCUGGAAAUGUUGCCUCUGUACCUGCAGAAACAGGGCGAGCGGGUCGUGGUCCGGUCGGAACCCAAACACUCCAACUGGACCCGGUACACAGGGCACAAAGUGGAGCUGACACACAUUUGCUCCCACACAGGUCCUUCAACAGUUGCUAAAACCACAGGAGUGAUAACAACGGUGAGGAUCCCUCUAACAUCCUACAACACAGCUAGAACCAGAACCAAAAGGACCCGGACCACUGGUACCUUUAAUAAAGACAAACUGACUCACACAGUUGGACCAGAACUUCUCAACCUGGCGAAACAGGAAGCCAUCUCUGUCACGCAGUUCCCUUCUGAAAAGAGAAAUGUGAUGAGUAAUGUCACGGCGGUUUCAGAUUUCCUCCAGGACAUGCGCCAGAGAACAGACAUGACCUCAGAGUUUAUUCCCACUCAAAGGCGCAAUAUGGUGACAUCACUUCCUGAAAACACACGCUUCAGAUCUCCAACUGCAGGGAACUUCUCCAACUCCUCCAACUCCUCUAACUCCUCCUCCACUGCUUCUGUCUUCUCAACAUCAAUAACUGAAGCAGCUGAAACUCAGACUGACAUCAAAAGUGUAAAACACAUGACAACACGGUCACAUGUCACAGGAAGCCGACACUCUGUAAUGUCUAGAGCAGCGCUAAGCAAAACUCAGACAUCACGCAUGAAGACUGCAACCACAACCACAGCUGCCCCCAGAGUGACCACAACUGCCCCUAGAGUGACCACGAUGGAGACUACAAUUGCCCCUACAGUGACUGAAACACUGAGUGAAAACACAUCUACUGCAGCUUUUACAUCAGCUACAACCAAACCCAGAACUGCAGAUACUCAAACAACCAUGACUGCCCCUGUACCCCAAACUACUACUAGAUUUACAUCUGCUCCUGAGACUAGAGCAGCUCCAACCACAAAUGGACUUGUACCUAAAUCUAUUAGGGCAACUAAUUCUAAAAGUGUAACUACACUCAGGACUGUAACUACAGCAAUUGGAGCAAAUGCAACAUCCUUUAUUACUACUGCAGCUCCAACUACAACUGCCCCUGGAACUGCUUCAACUCCAAAUACAGCUACUCCUGUAACUGUUUUGGCUCCAAGUACACCUGCCCCUAUAACUACAGCUAGCACAGCAACUAGACCUAUAACCAAAGCUCCCAGGUCCACCACAAUUACCCCUAUUAAUAAAGCGAGAAGGGUAACUAUAUCUACCCAUGCAAUAUCUAUAGCUCUAACUACAUCUCUAGCCGCAAUUGGCUCAACAAAUACAGCUAAUGAAGCAAAUGCAGCUUCAUCAAUAACUACAACUACUGAGGCAUCUACAACUGCCCCAAUAACUACAACUACUGAAGCAACUACAACUGCCCCAAUAAUUACAACUACUGAGGCAACUACAAUUGCCCAAAUAAUUAUAACUACUGAGGCAACUACAACUGCCCCAAUAACUACAACUCCUGGGGCAACUACAACUGCCACAAUAACUACAACUACUGAGACAACUACAAUUGCCCCAAUAAUUACAACUCCUGGGGCAACUACAACUGCCCCAAUAACUACAACUACUGAGGCAACUACAACUGCCCCAAUAAUUACAACUACUGAGGUAACUACAACUGUUCCAAUAACUACAACUACUAGAGAAACAAAGUCUAGAAUGGCACCUACAGGAGCAAUUACGACUGCAGAGAGUCUGACUACUGAACCUCCAACAACAACCACUCCAACUACCACUGUGACCUCCACCACAUUCACCACCUCCACCAUGCCUCAGCGUGAAACCACAGAGAAACAGGUCAGGUGUGUGGUCAACCAAACUGAAGCCAUCAUUAACUCAAACUCGUCUGUGAUUGAGUUCGGAUCAGCAGGACACUUCUGUAUUUUCACUCUGAUCAACCGUGAAACUGGAUCUCAGAUAACCAACUGCUCUCAGAUCCAAACCCACAGCAACAGGUUUACCUGUGAGGUAUCAGGUCUGAAACCUGGCACUGUGUAUCAUUUUGGAAUUAUUUCCCAAACCGAUGGAGAGCAUUUCAACAUUUCACUUCAGACCGAUCCAGCUCAGCCCUCAGGUCUUGAGAUUACUCCAGAUGUUUCCCUCAGUCCUGGAUUGUGGAUAAAGUGGCUCCGAUCCCCAGGGCAUGUUGAGUGGUAUGAGUUGGUACUUUUAGACUUGAGGAUGGAUUUCCUGAAGAAAAAGAAGAUUUCAGGCAAUGCUGUGACACGCUCCAACUUCACCAACCUCAUCCCGGGGACACGCUACACACUCCGCCUAGUGGCCAAGUCUGGGAACAAGACAUCUGUAGCUGCUACAGGGAAUGCAGUGAUAGCUCCAUCAGCAGUAAGCAGUCUGAACGUCUCCGCCGUCUCCACCAGCAUCAGGGUUUCCUGGCAGCCAGGGCCUGGACACACAGAGGAAUUCUGGGUAAUGCUGAGUCAUGAAGAUGCACUGAUCCAGAACCAGACGUUUAAAAACACUGUAACGUCAUGCACUCUGAACGGCCUUAGUCCAGGAGCGCUGUAUACGGUCACUGUGGUCACGGAAGCAUUCAGGAAACAACAAAAUGCAACAAAAGACAUUCGGACAGUUCCUGCUCCAGUAACCGAGCUAAAACUGGAGAACGGUGGCAGUGAGGACUCAUUAAACACCUCCUGGACUCCUGCAGAAGGAGAAGUGGAUGAAUACCUGAUCUCCUUAACUUCCUCUUCCUCCUCCACUGAACAGGAAGCUGUGCUCUCCCCCAACACAUCCCAUUGGCUCUUCAGCAGACUGACACCUGGACGGGUCUAUCAGGUGUCAGUGAGGACUAAGAGUGGGGAACUCAGCACUGAGGCUAAAGCUACAGGUAGAACAGUUCCUGCUCCAGUAACCGAGCUAAAACUGGAGAACGGUGGCAGUGAGGACUCAUUAAACACCUCCUGGACUCCUGCAGAAGGAGAAGUGGAUGAAUACCUGAUCUCCUUAACUUCCUCUUCCUCCUCCACUGAACAGGAAGCUGUGCUCUCCCCCAACACAUCCCAUUGGCUCUUCAGCAGACUGACACCUGGACGGGUCUAUCAGGUGUCAGUGAGGACUAAGAGUGGCGAACUCAGCACUGAGGCUAAAGCUGCAGGUAGAACAGUUCCUGCUCCAGUAACCGAGCUAAAACUGGAGAACGGUGGCAGUGAGGACUCAUUAAACACCUCCUGGACUCCUGCAGAAGGAGAAGUGGAUGAAUACCUGAUCUCCUUAACUUCCUCUUCCUCCUCCACUGAACAGGAAGCUGUGCUCUCCCCCAACACAUCCCAUUGGCUCUUCAGCAGACUGACACCUGGACGGGUCUAUCAGGUGUCAGUGAGGACUAAGAGUGGCGAACUCAGCACUGAGGCUAAAGCUGCAGGUAGAACAGUUCCUGCUCCAGUAACCGAGCUAAAACUGGAGAACGGUGGCAGUGAGGACUCAUUAAACACCUCCUGGACUCCUGCAGAAGGAGAAGUGGAUGAAUACCUGAUCUCCUUAACUUCCUCUUCCUCCUCCACUGAACAGGAAGCUGUGCUCUCCCCCAACACAUCCCAUUGGCUCUUCAGCAGACUGACACCUGGACGGGUCUAUCAGGUGUCAGUGAGGACUAAGAGUGGCGAACUCAGCACUGAGGCUAAAGCUGCAGGUAGAACAGUUCCUGCUCCAGUAACCGAGCUAAAACUGGAGAACGGUGGCAGUGAGGACUCAUUAAACACCUCCUGGACUCCUGCAGAAGGAGAAGUGGAUGAAUACCUGAUCUCCUUAACUUCCUCUUCCUCCUCCACUGAACAGGAAGCUGUGCUCUCCCCCAACACAUCCCAUUGGCUCUUCAGCAGACUGACACCUGGACGGGUCUAUCAGGUGUCAGUGAGGACUAAGAGUGGGGAACUCAGCACUGAGGCUAAAGCUGCAGGUAGAACAGUUCCUGCUCCAGUAACCGAGCUAAAACUGGAGAACGGUGGCAGUGAGGACUCAUUAAACACCUCCUGGACUCCUGCAGAAGGAGAAGUGGAUGAAUACCUGAUCUCCUUAACUUCCUCUUCCUCCUCCACUGAACAGGAAGCUGUGCUCUCCCCCAACACAUCCCAUUGGCUCUUCAGCAGACUGACACCUGGACGGGUCUAUCAGGUGUCAGUGAGGACUAAGAGUGGCGAACUCAGCACUGAGGCUAAAGCUGCAGGUAGAACAGUUCCUGCUCCAGUAACCGAGCUAAAACUGGAGAACGGUGGCAGUGAGGACUCAUUAAACACCUCCUGGACUCCUGCAGAAGGAGAAGUGGAUGAAUACCUGAUCUCCUUAACUUCCUCUUCCUCCUCCACUGAACAGGAAGCUGUGCUCUCCCCCAACACAUCCCAUUGGCUCUUCAGCAGACUGACACCUGGACGGGUCUAUCAGGUGUCAUUGAGGACUAAGAGUGGCGAACUCAGCACUGAGGCUAAAGCUGCAGGUAGAACAGUUCCUGCUCCAGUAACCGAGCUAAAACUGGAGAACGGUGGCAGUGAGGACUCAUUAAACACCUCCUGGACUCCUGCAGAAGGAGAAGUGGAUGAAUACCUGAUCUCCUUAACUUCCUCUUCCUCCUCCACUGAACAGGAAGCUGUGCUCUCCCCCAACACAUCCCAUUGGCUCUUCAGCAGACUGACACCUGGACGGGUCUAUCAGGUGUCAGUGAGGACUAAGAGUGGCGAACUCAGCACUGAGGCUAAAGCUGCAGGUAGAACAGUUCCUGCGAGGCCAAUGUGGUGUAAGUUAAUGCCUCUCGGUGACCCUGUGUCUCUUAGGCUGUCCUGGUCACCCACUGUAGGACAGUGGGAAUAUUACAAAGUGCAGCUGCUCAAUGAUUCAUUUGUGAUAAUGAAUCAAAUGGUAGACAGAGAAGCAAAGGACUUUUUGUUCACCAGUAGAUCCUUUCUCCCCGGGAGAUUGUACAGUGCCAAGAUCACUGUGUUUAGCGGUUCUUUAACCAACACACAGUCCUGCCAAGCAAGACUGGCCCCUGGGCGUGUUCAGAAGCUUCUUGUCCAUCAUAAUGAUGAGUCGUCAGUGUAUGUUCAGUGGCACCCCCCUCUGGGAGAGUGGGAGGAAUAUUCUGUCUAUCUGACAGAUGUAGGAGGAGAGGUGAAGAAAAGACAGACACUAAGCAGAGAGAUAAAUGAGUGCAGCUUUCAUGACCUCACACCUGGAAAAGAGUAUAAUAUCACCGUGGUAACACACAGUGGAGACCUGAACAGCUCUACCACCAUCAACACCCACACCAUUCCAGCCAGUGUCACACAGCUGAAUGUCAAUAAUGAGGGUACGACUGAUUCUCUGCGUGUGAGCUGGACUAAAGCGGAAGGAGAUGUUGACCUGUACCGCAUGCUGCUUAUUCAGAACAUCAUUGUGAUCAGAAAUGAGAGUGUGACAUCACAGCAGUCAUCAUAUAGCUUCCAUAUGUUGAAGAGCGGUACCCCCUACAGGGUGGUGGUGAUCAGCAUGAAGAACGGUGUGUCCUCCAAACAGAGAGUGUCUGAGGGGUGCACAGUGCCUGCAGCGGUGGGUGGAGUCUCAGUCAGUAAUAACGGUCGGACAGAUUUCCUCAGCGUGUGGUGGAGACCGGCGCAGGGGCAAGUGGACAAGUACACGGUCACACUCAGUCACCAUGGCAACAUCAUACACACACACACUGUGCUGAAGUCCACCUCCGAGUGUGUGUUCAACUCACUGGUGUCCGGUCGCCUAUACAACAUCAGCGUCAACACACACAGUGGGGUGUACACCAACCGCACAGUGGUGCAGGAGAGAACACAGCCAUCUCCUGUGCUGACGCCGUGUGUUACACACAUGGCACGUGAUGACUCUUUGAGGGUGUACUGGCGACAUCCUGCUGGAGAUUUCGACUUUUACCAGAUAGUUGUUCAACACAACAGUGUGAUCCAACACAACACCACAGUCACACAGUCCCAGGAUGAGUGUGUGUUCACUAACCUCGUCCCAGGACGAUUGUACAUAGUCAUCAUCAGCACUUGGAGCGGCACGUACGAGGCCACUGUGUCCACCCACGGGAGAACACUCCCCGCUGGUGUGCGUAACCUGACGUUGUUGUCUCAGGGGACACAGGAGUUGGGCGUGGCGUGGGCGUCAGCUGUAGGAGAUGUGGAUCAUUAUGAGGUUCAGAUCGUGUUUAAUGAUAUGAAGGUGUUUCACCCGGUCACUCUGAGCAGCAGUACGACUCAGCACGUCCUCUCACUGCUCACGCCCGGACGGCUCUACAAGAUCAUCGUGUCCACCUUCAGUGGCCCCAAUCUCAGUACACGCUUCAUUGAAGGGAGGACAGUACCGAGUAAAGUGAAGAACAUCCACGUCAGUAAUGUAGAGGAGACAUCAAGUCUGCGUGUGAGCUGGACUCCGGCUCAGGGUGAUGUGGACAGUUACUGUGUGUUUCUGAUUGGUCCAGGCGGAGUCAUGGAGACACGCCCCACCCCCAAACAUGUUAAUGAGAUAACCUUCAGUUCAUUACAGCCUGGAGAAAAAUACAGCAUCCGAGUGCAGUCUAUCAGUGGGAAUUUACAUAACAACAACACUGUUACAGCACGUACAGUGCCUUCCCCGGGGACAUCAGUGCAUGUGGACAGUAGUGUGAGUCUGAGCAGUGUGUGUGUGAGGUGGUCCGUGGGGAAAGGUGUGUGUGAUGGGUUUAGUGUGUUGCUGCAGGAUGAGAGAGGGUCGGUAUUGAGGAAUGUCACACUGCCACCUGUCUCACUGCAGCACGAGUUCACACAGCUCACUCCAGGCAGGAAGUACUGCAUCCUCAUACACACCCUGAGCGGCGGGAUACAGAGCAGAGCGGCCAUCACACACACACGCACACUCCCAGCACCAGUCACCGAUCUGUCCGUCCUGAGCCGAUCAUCAUCAUCCCUGUCUCUUGGUUGGUCUCGUCCUGUGGGGGAUUUUGACAGCUUUGUGGUUUACUUGUACAGAGGUGACAGCUCUCUGCAGGAGCAGUGCAGUGGAGGAGCGAACAUGAUGAGCUGCUCCUUCUCUCACCUGAGACCUGGAACUGAAUACAGAGCCACAGUUCUGACAAAGAGUGCAGAACUCAGCAGCAAAAACUACAUCCAUGCCCGCACAGUGCCGGAAGCCGUGUCCUCAGUGUGUGUGGAGAGCAGGAACAGGACAGACGUGCUGUAUGUGAGCUGGAAACCUGCUGCAGGUGAAGUGAGCGGAUACACAGUCACCCUGUAUGACUCGACUCAAUCCCAGCAUGCCAUGCAGCAUCUGAGCUCUGACAUCACACAGCUGGAGUUCCAUGGACUUGUACCUGGACGCCUCUACUAUGCCAACAUCACCACACACAGCGCUAACCUCUCCAACAUAGCUACCUCCAUCGCCAGGACCGCUCCAAAGCCACCAUCAUUGUUCUCCUAUGGAGAUGUGACCAACACGUCAGCGGAGGUGAAAUGGGCAGGGCCAAAUGGAUCAGAUUAUGAUGACUUUGAUCUGCAGUGGUCUCCGGGUGACGCUCUGUCGGUGAUUAACCCGUAUCAGAGCACCACGUUACACCGCCGCCUGCUGAGGGGCCUGUACCCGGGACGACUGUACACACUCCGCCUCUGCACCGUCAGCCACACAGGAGGACAUGCUACAUACAGCCAACAUGUCUUCAUACACAUCCGCACCAAGCCUCAGAGGAUCUCAAGUCUGCACUGCCGGCCGCUGAACUCAUCUGAGGUGUUGUGUUCGUGGAGCCCCCCACAGGCUGAUUUUGACUGGUACAGGGUGGAGUGUUUCCGUCAGGACUCGGGUGUGUUGGUGAUCUCCAAUCGAAUGCCGCGCAACUCCACACUGUACCACAUCACAAACCUGGAACCUUACAAAAGCUACAACAUCUCCAUUACAGUCAUCUCCAACAACGUGGCCAGUGAGGCAGCCGAGCAGAACACCAGCACCAUGAUCGACCGCCCCCCACUGCCCCCCCUGUCCAUUCGGGUCAGUAAAAGCAUCGUCCACAUCACUAAGUCCUCCAUCUUCUUCCGUUUUGACUGCAGCUGGUUCAGUGACGCUAAUGGAGCUGUCCAGUACUUCAGCAUCAUCGUAACAGAGUCUGAUGAGAGUGAAGAUGUUCAGCCUGAACAGCGCCACCCGCUGCCGUCCUACAGGGAUUACAUCAAUAACACUUCAGUGAAGGUGUAUCAGUCAGGAUAUUUCCCCAGCAAUUGUGACUAUGGACUCGGCUCCACACACACUUUCAACAUCACACUGGGCUCAGGCAUGGACAUUCUCGGGGGGAAGUGUGAACACACACCCACACACACACUGAGCACGGACACAGAGCGCGGUGUGUACUGCGAUGGCCCUCUGAAACCCAACACUGCCUACAGAGUAAGUGUGCGAGCGUUCACACGGCUAGCUUCAUCUCCUCUCUUUAGAGAUACCUUCCUCUCUCCACCUUUAGUCACAGACACAGAGCCUCUAGUGGGUGUGAUUGAGGGAGUAAGUGCUGGACUCUUCCUCAUCCUCUCAAUGGUGGGAAUCAUCAUCAUCCUCAUCUGCAGACACAAAACACACAAAGUUGUACAGGAGCCAAUGGUGCGGAUAAAUGUAAGAAGAGACAGAACGACAUCAAUCUCGAGAAUCAGAGGGAAUCGACGCAUAUCAAGUCCGAUUAACAUCUUAAACUUCGAGGUUCAUCUGACUAAACUGCAAGCUGACUCCAACUACCUGCUGUCUCAGGAAUACGAGGAUCUGAAGGAAGUGGGUCGGAACCAGCCUCUGGACACGGCGUUACUGCCGGAAAACCGAGGAAAAAACCGCUACAACAACAUCCUACCAUAUGAUUCGACUCGAGUGAAACUGUCCUGUGUGGAUGAUGAUCCGAGUUCAGACUACAUAAACGCCAGCUACAUUCCUGGGAAUAAUUUCAGGCGUGAGUACAUCGCCACACAGGGACCACUACCUGGCACUAAAGAUGAUUUCUGGAAAAUGGUGUGGGAGCAGAACGUCCACUACAUUGUCAUGGUGACGCAGUGUGUGGAGAAAGGACGGGUGAAAUGUGACCACUACUGGCCAUUUGAUCAGGACCCACUGUAUUAUGGAGACCUGAUCGUGCGGAUGCAGUCCGAGUCAGUUCUACCAGAGUGGACCAUCCGGGAGUUUAAGAUCUGUAGUGAGGAUCAGUUGAAUUACUGUAGAACUGUGCGUCAGUUCCACUACACCGUGUGGCCCGAUCAUGGAGUUCCUGAAAGCACUCAGUCUCUGGUGCAGUUUGUUCGCACUGUGAGAGAUUACAUCAACAGAACCCCGGGUUCCGGACCUUCCAUCAUCCACUGCAGUGCUGGGGUGGGCCGUACUGGAACCUUCAUUGUUCUGGACCGGGUUCUGCAGCAGCUAAACACUAAAGACACAGUGGACAUUUAUGGUGCUGUGUUUGACCUGAGACUGCAUCGCUCACACAUGGUGCAGACUGAGAGUCAGUACACAUACCUGCACCAGUGUGUGCGUGACGUUCUUCGUGCAAGAAAGUUACGGAGUGAGCAAGAGAACCCGCUGUAUCCUGUCUACGAGAACGUGCCUCCAGAGAACCACUGGGACAGAGUGCACAUGCGCCGUUAAAACUGCAUGGACCGGAUGAAGACUUCACUGUUGAAACACUGAAUUAAAUGUAUAUUAAUUUUAUUUUUAUAGAUCAUGUGUAAGUAUUAUAAACACUGUGUAUACUGUUUAUAAAUCUCGUACAUAAGCUACUGUACAGGACUGAGUGAAUGUUAACAUACAAAAUUAAGACUUUUUAUUGCAAGUUUUUGAGUAUAAUUUUGAACUUGGUUUAUUAUCAUUACAGUG